This is a messenger RNA of Sclerotinia sclerotiorum 1980 UF-70, 693 nucleotides long. Its product is annotated as elongation factor 1-beta. The record is from RefSeq and is a predicted model, not a curated record. Gene Ontology annotation, biological process: translational elongation. The transcript is spliced from 5 exons. Lineage: Eukaryota; Fungi; Ascomycota; Leotiomycetes; Helotiales; Sclerotiniaceae. Gene Ontology annotation, molecular function: translation elongation factor activity; guanyl-nucleotide exchange factor activity. Gene Ontology annotation, cellular component: eukaryotic translation elongation factor 1 complex; cytosol. Bases 1 to 693 code for a protein of 230 amino acids.
AUGGGAUUCACAGAAUUUAUCAAUGAUGCUGGCCUUACCAUGCUCAACGGCUGGUUAGAGACCCGUUCAUACAUCGUUGGAUACUCCCCAAGUCAAGCUGAUGUCGCCGUCUUCAAGGCUCAGCCAUCCGCCCCAGAUGCCGCAAAAUUCCCUCACGCUGCUAGAUGGUACAAGCACAUCAACACAUGGACUGAGGAAUUUGCUACCCUUCCAGGUGAUGCUUCCAAGGAAUAUACUACAUACGGCCCAGAGAAGACUGAGGCUACCUUGAACCCAGCAAAGGCCCCAGCUGCCGAGGAAGAGGAUGAUGAUGAGGUUGAUCUUUUCGGAAGUGAUGACGAGGAAGAAGAUGCGGAGGCUAUCAGAAUCAGAGAAGAGCGUUUGGCUGAAUACAAGAAGAAGAAGGAGGGCAAGACCAAGCCUGCUGCCAAGUCUGUUGUCACUAUGGAUGUCAAGCCAUGGGAUGAUGAGACCGACAUGGUGGCAUUGGAGGCUGCCGUUCGUAGUGUCGAGAAGGACGGCCUCGUCUGGGGUGCUUCCAAACUCGUGGCUGUUGGUUUCGGUAUCAAGAAGUUGCAGAUUAACUUGGUCAUUGAGGAUGACAAGAUUGGUCUUGAUGACUUGCAAGAGGAGCUUGCUGAGUUCGAUGAUUACGUUCAAUCUUCCGAUAUUGCUGCUAUGCAAAAGCUGUAA